AGAAGCUCAUCUGUUGGGAAGUCGGGAGGAGAACUAACUAGAAACCCGGAGCCAAGUAGAGACUUUUCUAUUUAACCCCCUUAUAAGUCAACCUUCCAUAGGAGAAAGGGACUGCAACUUGUUUAACGUCGUUUCCUUUUCUCGUUAAAAAAGGUAGCUAACGGUAGCUCAGUUAGCUAUAUUUAAGGGACACUAUUUGGUCUCGCUUCACAAAUAAGGAUAAGGCAGGUUGCUGCUGGCAGGCUUUCUCAAGUAGCUUUUUCCUCGGCUAACCUGCUAACCUUAGUUUGCGAGAAGAAAAGGAGGCAAGAACAUGGAGUUGGACGAUGGAGUUCUCUACCAGGACGACUCUGGUAGUUCGGCGAUGAUGUCCGAACGGGUGUCUGGUCUGGCGAGCUCCAUUUACCGGGAGUUUGAACGGUUGAUCGGUCAGUACGACGAGGACGUUGUGAAAGAACUCAUGCCGCUCGUCGUCGCGGUGUUGGAGAACUUGGACGCGGUGUUCGCGGAGAACCAGGAGCACGAAGUUGAGUUGGAGCUCCUAAAAGAAGACAACGAACAACUUGUUACCCAGUAUGAACGGGAGAAAUCGCUCAGAAAAUCUGCAGAAGAGAGGUACAUGGUGUUUGAGGACAGUCAGGAGACAGAGAAGAAGGACCUUCAGAGUCGACUGGUCAUGCUGGAGUCACAAACACGUCAAAUGGAGCUCAAGACCAGGAACUACUCGGACCAGAUUGGCAGAUUGGAGGAACGAGAAGCCGAGCUGAAGAAAGAGUACAAUGCCCUCCACCAGAGACACACAGAGAUGAUCCACAGCUACAUGGAGCACUUGGAACGUACCAAACACCAGCAGCACGCGGCGGUGCAUGAGGCGCCUACAGACACAAGCACAAGCAGAUCACGGAAGGAGCGUCCCAUCUCAAUGGGGUUAUUCCCAUUACCAGGAUAUGAUUUGACCAGUGACUCGCAGAGGGAAGCUGUUGAAACGCCGUCUGAAGCCUGGAGAUGUAAGGACCUGAGCCACCCUCGCUCCAACACCAGCCUCAAGGAUGAGAUGUCUAAUGCGAACCGUGGAGGCUCCAAGUCCAACAUGCCCAUGUCUCCUAAAGGGGGCUCCAAGUCGGGGACCCCCAUGUCUCCUAUAGGGGGCUCCAAGUCCAACAUGCCCAUGUCUCCUAAAGGGGGCUCCAAGUCGGGGACCUCAUUUGGGGCUCCCGCUCAAGGAGGUUCCAAAAUGUCCUCACAACAAGGUGGCUCUAAAUCAGGCACCCCCAUGUCUUCUCAACGAGGGUCCAAAUCGGGUACCCCCAUGUCAUCUCAAGGAGGGGACUCAAAGUCGCUUACCCCAUUGUCCACGCAAAACGGUGGCUCUAAUUUGGUCAUUCCACUGUCUUCUCAAGGGGGCGGGUCUAUGUCGGCCAGUCCCAUGUCUACUUCCGAGUCUGACGUUGCCAUGGCAUCGGUGAGCACGCCACUCCAGGAAGAGUUUGAGAAAGUGGGCAAGGGUCUGAACAGGAACCUGGACAGAAGCAACAGGAAGCCAGAGAACAUCGGCAGUAAGAACACCACAGUACCAGAGGAUCAGGAGGGUCCAGAAAGACAGAACUUAGAACUGAGAGGAGGGUCAGGACCUCGCACAGCAGAUGAUAACACUGAGUCAUUGGAGGUGCAGGCCAUCAUAGAGUCCACUCCUGAACUGGACAUGGACCUUAGCGGCUACAGAGACGCCAGUACUCCUACUGAAGGAGUAGGUAUAGAGAACAUGGCGUUCGACAGGAACACUGAGUCUCUGUUUGCAGAGCUGUCCUCGGCAGGACCCGACAUGGAAAUAGCAGACAUGGACGAGGGGGCUGACCUGCUGGGUAUGGGCCGUGAAGUGGAGCAUCUCAUCCACGAGAACACUCAGCUGCUGGAGACCAAAAAUGCAUUGAACCUGGUGAAGAAUGACCUGAUGGCGCGUGUGGAUGAGCUGUCGUGUGAGAAGGAGGUGCUGCAGGGAGAGCUGGAGGCUGUGACUCAGGCCAAGACCAGACUGGAGGAGAAGAGCAAGGAACUGGAGGAGGAACUCAAGAAGGUUCGGGCUGAGGCGGAGGAGGCCAAAACAAAGACGAAGAGUGAGAACAAUGAGGAAGAUGCGGAUGUUCCCACGGCCCAGAGGAAGAGGUUCACCAGGGUAGAGAUGGCCAGAGUCCUGAUGGAGAGGAACCAGUACAAAGAGAGACUGAUGGAGCUACAGGAAGCUGUACGAUGGACAGAGAUGAUACGAGCAUCGAGAGAGAAUCCAGCCACCGCAGACAAGAAGAAAUCCAGCAUCUGGCAGUUUUUCAGUCGGUUGUUCAGUUCGAGUGGAGGAGCGGCUAAGAAGCCUGCGGAGGCUGCGCCAGUGAAUGUGAAGUACAACGCCCCCUCCUCCCAGGUCCAGCCCUCUGUGAAGAAGAGGAGCGCAGCUCUGCAACAGCUACCCAGCCACAAGAGCAAGGCUUUCGACUUCCUCAAUGAGGAGUCUGAGUCAGGCAACAUGGUGUCUCGCAGGGAGCAGAAGAGAGCCCAGUACAGACAGGUGAAAGCCCACGUUCAGAAGGAGGACGACGGCAGGGUACAGGCCUACGGGUGGAGCUUGCCGCAGAAAUUCAAGGUGGCCAAUGGUGGUCAGACGUUAGAGAACAAGAUGAAGAAUCUACCUGUACCUGUCUACCUCCGACCACUGGAUGAGAAAGAUGCUACCAUGAAGUUGUGGUGUGCUGCGGGUGUGAACCUGUCGGGGGGUAAGACUCGUGACGGCGGGUCUAUAGUAGGUGCCAGUGUGUUCUACAGUGACCUGACCAGCCCUGGUCCUGAGAGCCCUCUCAGGAAGACAGGAUCACAGAGCAGUCUGGACAAACUGGACCAGGACCUAAAGGAGCAGGAGAAGGAGCUGCUCCACCAGGAGGAGCUGUCCUCUCUGGUGUGGAUCUGUACCAGUACUCAGGCCACCACUAAGGUCAUCGUCAUCGAUGCCAACCAGCCUGGGAACGUCCUGGAGAAUUUCUUUGUCUGCAACUCUCAUGUUCUCUGCAUCGCCAGUGUGCCAGGUGCCAGAGAGACAGACUAUCCGGCAGGGGAGGAGGUGCCCCAUGACGCGGGGUCGGGUGCUGAGGGCGGGACUUUGCAAGCCAGCACAACCAGUAGUUGCUCAAUGGGCGAAGCUGGAGUGCUGGCAGGGAUCAAUGUGGUUGGCUGCUCUACAGAGGGGGCAGUGGCUACCCCCCAGACAGCAGGAGCAGAGAAUGACACCGACACAGACGCCAAGGCUGCAGAGGAGGCUACUGAAGCUACAGAGGCCAGUGCGGGUCCUGCAGGCCCGGAGCAUGACUUAAGUCAGAGGGGAGUCUACACUGAACAUGUCUUCACUGACCCUCUGGGAGUACAGAGCACUAGUCCUGGGGAGACGCCAGCCAACUACACACAGAGGGAGUCUGAUCUGGUGAAGGAUGGAGUUAGCUCCAACCCUAACCCAGAGGAACAGGACCUGAUGAGAGAAGAAGCCCAGAAGAUGAGCAGUGUUUUACCAACCAUGUGGCUUGGGGCACAGAACGGAUGUGUGUACGUGCACUCGUCAGUGGCCCAGUGGAGGAAGUGUCUCCACUCUAUAAAGCUGAAGGACUCUGUCCUGGGCAUUGUCCAUGUGAAGGGGAGAGUGUUGGUGGCUCUGGCUGAUGGAACACUGGCUAUCUUCCACAGAGGAGUGGAUGGUCAGUGGGACCUGACUAACUACCACCUACUAGACCUGGGCAGACCCCACCACUCUGUCCGCUGUAUGACCGUGGUUCACGACAAGGUCUGGUGUGGCUACAGGAACAAGAUCUACGUGGUCCAGCCCAAAGCCAUGAAGAUAGAGAAGUCGUUUGAUGCCCACCCCCGUAAGGAGAGCCAGGUGAGACAGCUGGCGGGGGAAGGAGAUGGUAUCUGGGUGUCCAUCCGACUGGACUCUACUCUGAGACUGUUCCAUUCCCACACACACCAACACCUGCAGGACGUUGACAUAGAGCCCUACGUCAGCAAGAUGCUGGGUACGGGGAAGCUGGGCUUCUCCUUUGUCAGGAUCACAGCUCUCAUGGUGUCCUGUAACCGUCUUUGGGUCGGCACUGGCAAUGGAGUCAUCAUCUCUAUACCUCUCACUGACACCAAUAAGGUGAUGGCAGGGCCAGGUAAACCUGGCGGAGUGAUCCGUGUGUAUGGUGAUGAGAACAGUGACAAGGUGACGGCUGGAACCUUCGUACCCUUCUGCUCCAUGGUGCACGCUCAGCUCUGUUUCCAUGGUCACCGAGACGCAGUCAAGUUCUUCACCGCUGUCCCAGGUCAGGUGAUCCCGUCAGGUGCAGGCGGAGCAGCGGAGGCGGGGGGUGACAACGGGGCAGAGGAGAACCCUCAAAAGCAGUUGGGCAAGUCUGUUCUGGUGAUGAGUGGAGGAGAGGGAUACAUCGACUUCAGGAUGGGUGAUGAGACUGAAGAGCCACUGGACGAGCCCACUCUGAAGCUGCAGCCGUUCCUGGCCAAAGCUGAGAGGAGUCACCUGAUCGUCUGGCAGGUCAUGGACAGCCAGGACUGAACUUUAACCUCUGACCAUGCCACGGCGAUGAGGAGCCUAUUUAAAGCAGGAACAAGCUGUCCAGUCAGAUUCACUCUUUUGCAUGUUUAUUUUUGUUUAUUUAUUUUCUUCUAAUUUUGGUUUUGUAUCUUUGUUUUGUUUUACAUUUUUUUAAUUAAAUGUUUUAUUUUACUGAUUGUAUUGUAUUUUAAAUCUGAUACAAGCCUGUCGCGCUUCUAUUAUUAUUAUUAUUAUUAUUACUAGAAUGAUUAUUAGUGAAAACAAAAAAAAUGGUGAUUUCAAUUUUCUUAGAUCAUAUUUUGCACCUGGUUUUCUAUUGGAUGCUUAGGGUCCAACCCCUCUGUCCAAAUACUGUGUGGUGAUUGGUGGAAUCAAUGCAGGGUCAGGGUGUGUCUUUGGCCUCCCCUCUGUGCUUUCUUUCAGAUAGACGGAGAGGAGACAAUACUGUAUAAGAGACCUGCUCACAGGAGAAUAAUGAUGGUUUAUUGGUUAUGAUGUGUUUUGAAAUGCAAAACCAAAUCAACCCCAUGAUGUCUCACAUCGUCCAAUAAGAAAGAAGGGAUUACAGGACAAUCCAGCAAGUGAGCCAAUCCUGUGUGUCCUGAAUGACACAGACGUACUCUUGCGUGAUAGAUUUUAUUUUGUGAGAACAUGGUUCUUGAUUGUAUGAAAGACAGUUUUUAAUCAAUUGUAAGAGUUUUCUGGACCUGGGAUCAGUGUUGUCCUCCAUUACUGGGCUUAUGUUUAGGCUAACCUAAUAGAUCUCUGAUCAAUCAUGUCCGUAGCUGCUGGGGCAGAGAAUCGCCUUGUUUCAAUACUUUCGAAAUGCACCUUUUCUUUCUAGGGGUAAUGAUUGACAAGAUUUAAAUAGGAUGGAUACAUAUAGAUUAAUAAUUUAUUACCUCACGGAAGGAAGGCAGUGUUGCAUUGCAAGUGUUGGAACAGGGCUUCCGUCUUUAGUUUCUGGGCCGCUGCUCUCCCGCCUUCCCUCCCUCCCACCAGCUAGAGCUUGCAGACACUUUACGAAAAUCAACGGCUGCCUUAUGUUUGAAAGUUGAGAAAAAAUAUAUUGAAAACUACAUUAUGGACUUUAAGUGUGACAGAUUUAUUUAUUCCUAUGUGAAAGAAUGUUACAUGGCCGGUUACCAAAUAAAGUAAAUGUGUAAUGUGUGGCCUUGUAGCAGCAUGUUCAGCCCCGUCUCUCUGUAAAUACAAUAACAUUUUGCCAGACCGUCUUUGUUAAAAUGAUCAUGGUGUAUAGAAUAGAGAUAUAUUUUUAAGCUGUCAUCUCUGCAAAUAAACUAAGAGCACUCUCCGAGAGCAGAGAUGUUGGUGUAUAAUAGCCGGCUUCUCUGCUUCUGACAUCUUUUGUACGCUGAGAGUAGAUGUUACCCAUAGGCACAGAUCUAGGAUCAGUUUAUCUUCUCUAAAUCCCAACAUGAAACAUUAAGGGGAACAACUCAACACUGACCUUAGAUCAGCGUCUAGGAACAACUUCUUUCUUCUACCUUUUGUACACUAGAGGGCAAGGUGGCUCCCCCCAUAGGUUGCUAUGAUACUGAAGUUUUCAGACUCUAAGCCUAUUUUGAUUAACUUUUUGUACAUUUUGUCUUUUUAGACUCUGGUUGCAUCUAAAAUGACACAUUGAUUCCCCAUCUAGUACACUAUUUUGGCCAGGCUAGUUGAAAGAAGUGCACUAGAAAGGGGGUAAGGUUUCAUGUGUCUCUGGUCUGUGCAUCAACAGAUUUAGCUGGUGUCUGUCCUGAGGGGUGAAAGUGUGUGUGUGUUUCUCUCCAGGAGAAGAUCCCUCAUAUUGCAGUUUAGCCAUUUCAGUAUUUAUUUCUAUGAAAGAGCAUUUGCAGUUCAGAAUGUAACUUUGUACAAUAUGAAAUAUCACUAUAUAUGUGAGCGACCGACUUGAUUCGGUCUUAUGUAGACAAAUUUGAAAUUGUGUUUUUUACAUUAGAUAUUAUUUUGACAAGGAUUGUUAUUGGAAUGGUCAAUACAUGAGUGGUUGAAUUAGAGAGAGAAACUACUGAGCUAUGCACUACAUCCACAGGGGAAGGUUGAGUGUUCUGGGUAGGAGUUGUCAUUGGGCAGUGAUCUAGCAACAGCUUAUCCUUACAAAAUCCUUCAUUACGGCUAAGGUGAAAUGUGUAAAACAGACCAGUGCCUAAGAUCAGCUUCUUUCUACUCUAACCUGGAGGUUGAUGAACAGGUCACAGUCGUGUGUCCCCCCCCCCCCCCCCCCCACAUAAAAAACUGUUGUGAUGCAUCACCUAUGUACUGAUACAGCGUCUCAGCCUUGUUCUUUUAGCAUUCAAUUAAACUGACUUUUUUGGGGAAA
Salvelinus namaycush (lake trout) is the source of this 6935-nucleotide messenger RNA. Its product is annotated as C-Jun-amino-terminal kinase-interacting protein 4-like. The record is from RefSeq and is a predicted model, not a curated record. The transcript is spliced from 28 exons. Gene Ontology annotation, molecular function: MAP kinase scaffold activity; signaling receptor complex adaptor activity; kinesin binding. Gene Ontology annotation, biological process: vesicle-mediated transport. NCBI's taxonomy places the organism in Eukaryota, Metazoa, Chordata, Actinopteri, Salmoniformes, Salmonidae. Gene Ontology annotation, cellular component: cytoplasm. The coding region runs from base 314 to 4588 and encodes 1424 amino acids.